CUGAUAUAGCUAGAGAUAUAUUUAUAUAUUUUUUUUACACAGUUUACAACGAUGCAAGCAGAACGUACACAUAUAGUGAAACAUUUUGGUUUAGUUUGUUCGCUUACAACCAGGGUUUCCGUUUAACCUUAACCUUUCAACUUUGGCCGAGAAGGCAAAAUGGCGGCUCCCUCGUUGGUAAUUUUGCUGAGGACGCUUAGAACCCUUUCGCCAAUUGUUUCGAAAAGAAUUUUCCUGACAGAGAGAACCCCUUUAUCAACAUGGUCUCGGGUUGGCUACCAGCAGCUCCGGAUAAGGUUACCUUCAAACUACACUUUUUGUACCGUCGCGUCUGAAUCGGACAAAGCAAGCGAUGCCAUCGAAGCCACUGAAAUACCUUCUCGUUAUAAGGAUAGACCCUGGGAAUACCUUGAAAGUGAAGAGUAUACUACGCGGUAUAAUUCCAAGCUAAUAUGGUCCGACUACAGGAGAAACCACAAAGGAAGCAUUCCUCCACAGAAAACAAGGAAGACUUGCAUUAGAGGGACAAAAAUCUGUGGAAAUCCCUGCCCUAUUUGCCGAGAUCCCAAUAUCGCCAUUCACUAUAAGAACGUGAAGCUGCUCGAGCAGUUCGUUAGUCCUCACACAGGGAUCGUCUAUGACCCCACUCGCACAGGCGUGUGCAUGAAGCAGCAGAAACAAUUAAACCGGGCCAUCGAAACCGCCAGGGACCACGGUCUGCUACCCUUCCAGGUGCCCUAUGUAGAAUUCACAGGGGAGGACUACUCCAACUCCCAUGAUGCCGUGGGGCACACCCCACCGCCUCCGUGCCUGACCUCUGGUGAGACCUGGUACGAGUGGUACGGCAGCUUGCAGCCUGAUGAGUCUGAGGUGGCUCGAAUUAAGAAGGUGUACAAGGAUUAUCUUAAAUAAAGGGAACAGAUACUGUGGAGGAUUAAAAUCUGUAAAUUGAUUGGCCGGUUCCAAGUGAGACCUCUUCAGUCUGCCAAUGAUACUUUUCCCCUUCUGUUAACCCAGGGGUGCACAACUCCGGUCCUGGAGGUCCGGUCUGCCAGCCGCUUUUUGUUCCAAUGACCUUAAUUUAUUUUUCUGACGGCUGAAGAAAUGAGGUUGGUUGGCUCCUGGACUUCAGCACAGUGCAGUCUGUAGGACACACUUUCAGUCUGCAGCUGGUGCAGGUACCAGUGUCUGAUCAAGACAUUAUUUAGUCAAAUCAUUAAUAGUAGAAGUUGGCACAAAAUCCUGAAGCCUGAUUGGCCCUUGCUGUGCACCCCUGUGUUAACCCUCUGCAGAGAUUUUGGUGUUCAAGGCCUCCCCUGCUUUACCAGUAGUGAUUGUUACAUGUGCAUUAGAAUGCUCAGUUAAUAGAAUGUGCUUGAGUUCAUGUAAUAAAACAACUUGGCAACAAAAAAUUGGUGCAAAAAUCCAUUUAUUUUAUAGUUAGUAGCAUUCAUGUAAUUAUGUCCAUAUUUUCAAAUUCCCGCUUUGUCCCACCCCUAAAUUCAAAGUUUAAUAUCAGUGAUACAGCUAUAUGUAUACGUUCUUUACUUCCUGGGCCAAAGUUAAAGUACUGUUUCCACUCGAUGCAUACUGCUCCAAGCCUAGCCUACAGUACGGUACCACCAGUCUCGUUCUUGUGCCAUCAGCCGAUUGGUUAAAACGAACUUUCCUUUGGCCUGCAACGGCAACUUGGCACACGGCGCAUCACUUUCCAAAACACACAGCGUUCGCUCAUCCCUGACUGGCCCACACGCGUCACACGGCGUGUGCCGGCCAAUCAGAGGGGGAGGAUGUGCACUGGGUGAAGAGGGCCGUGACAUUGGCUUGCGCCGCCGUUCCGCAGACACAAGAUGGCGCCAGUACACCGCCGCUGAGCUAGCCCCCUUCAGCGCCCCAGGACUAAGCGUGGUGUAGAUUCUGUGGUAAUGUUUCGCCCCCGUCAGCACACUCCCCCACCGCCCGCCCCGGCACCGCGGCCCCCCCCCCCGGUCAUUCUUUGGUCUUGUGCACCAGCGUCUCCCCCAGGGCCUCCAGGACCUCGCGCUUGUAGUCCUCGAAGUCGCCGUCGAUCUGGUUGACCGAGCGGUCUUCCACCACCCACAGCUGGCACUGCGUCUCGGUGAUCAGCCGGGCGUCGUGGCUCACGAUGAUCACGGCUGGAAGCAGAGCCGCGGGCCGUCAGAACACCCCCGCGGCGCCGGCCCGGUCCAGAGCGUCCUCCGCUUAAUCCCCGGGGGGGGGGAGGGGCGCAAGACCAGGGCCAAGUACCAGCAUAUGGACUGAAGCUUACCAACAGCAUGCUAAGUUUAGUUUGAAAUUGCAUGCUAACUUUAUAGACCAAAGUUUAGUAAUGGCACACUAUAGACUGAAGCCCAGUAACGGCCCGGUAACUUUACAGAUUGAAGCUUUGCACGGUAAUUUUUACGAAAUUAAAAGUUGCACGAUAUGAACAGACUCAGGCACAGUGAAUUAUUUAUUUGAAAUGUUAAGAUACUUGCCUCCCUUAUACUCGUUAAUGGCUUCAGAUAAGGCGUCGAUCGACUCGAUGUCCAGGUUGUUGGUGGGCUCAUCCUGACAGGAACAGAGUCGAGGUUUACACACAUACCUGGACUCGCAUGAUCUGUACAAUGCACCUUGUUUUCACAAUGACCGAUUCAACAAAUUAAAAACUUAAUGAUGUAAAAGUA
Messenger RNA from Conger conger (European conger), 2687 nucleotides. RefSeq names its product mitochondrial ribosomal protein S18B (gene mrps18b). Bases 160 to 912 code for a protein of 250 amino acids. Gene Ontology annotation, molecular function: structural constituent of ribosome. The transcript is spliced from 8 exons. Gene Ontology annotation, biological process: mitochondrial translation. Gene Ontology annotation, cellular component: mitochondrion; ribosome. The record is from RefSeq and is a predicted model, not a curated record. Lineage: Eukaryota; Metazoa; Chordata; Actinopteri; Anguilliformes; Congridae.